Molecule: messenger RNA, 4676 nt
Organism: Diorhabda sublineata
Lineage: Eukaryota; Metazoa; Arthropoda; Insecta; Coleoptera; Chrysomelidae
Exons: 28
Coding region: 414-4649 (1411 amino acids)
Cellular component (GO): membrane
Molecular function (GO): ATP hydrolysis activity; ABC-type transporter activity; ATP binding
Source: RefSeq, a predicted model, not a curated record
CUAUACUCGGUAUACAAUUUUGAAAUUAAGAAUCAGACCUAGGAUAUUUUGAAAUCAAUUAUUUCUGUUUAAUACCAUGAAGUAAAUCAAGUAAUAUUAGAAAAAUCGGAAGUUAUCUAAAUAUCCAUCCUCAUUUAUAAGCAUGGUUGCCCUUCUCUUGCAUGAGCCGCCUCUCAAGUCAAGGCCGAAUCUCGAGACACUAUACGAGGAAUGGUGGGAACCAGUAUUCUCAUAACAUUUCAAUAGUAAACAAGUGAUAUUCAUUUUGUUGUUCAAUAUUCUUCACGAGUUUUAUUUUUAAUAAAAAUUGUCACAUAUAUAUAUGUGGCAUUGGAUUUUGUAAAAUAUUUUCACAAAUGGUUAUGUGAUAGUUGUUUGUAUAUAACGGAUAUCUUCACUUUCUUCGAACCAAAAUGCACGACGACUACGCGGUGUACGUAAACAAGGUGGUCAAACGGUAUCGGCAAAAUGAAGUGUUAUCAGAGAUAUGCAUGAAAGUGGAAAGAGGUGUAAUUUAUGGUCUGUUGGGCGCUAGCGGAUGUGGAAAAACCACAUUAUUGAGUAGUAUAGUUGGACGUAAAAAAAUUGAUGGAGGAGAAAUUUGGGUACUUGGCGGCAAACCUGGAGAAGCCGGUAGUGGAGUUCCGGGAGCAAGAGUCGGUUAUAUGCCACAGGAUGUUGCAUUGGUUGGGGAGUUUACAGUUAAAGACGCGGUAUAUUAUUUUGGAAGAAUUUUGUUAAUGGAAGAUAAUUUGAUUGCUAAGAGGUAUCGUGAGUUGCACUCUCUUCUUGAACUUCCACCGGACGAUAGAUAUUUGAAAAAUUGCAGUGGAGGUCAACAAAGGAGAGUUUCUUUAGCUGCUUCGUUGGUUCAUAAACCAGAAUUGUUAAUUAUGGACGAACCAACUGUGGGAGUUGAUCCUGUUUUAAGAGAUAGGAUCUGGCAGCAUCUAGUGAAUAUUACGAAUAGAGAGAAUACAUCUGUGAUCAUUACUACUCAUUAUAUAGAGGAAUGUAGACAAGCAAAUAAGAUUGGACUCAUGAGGGAAGGAAGACUCCUCGCCGAAGAAUCACCGAGUAGGUUGUUGACUCUAUUCAACAGCGAAACGUUAGAACAAGUUUUUUUGUUGUUAAGUAAACGACAAGAAGAUGGCAGACUUAGUGAACUGGCGGAUUCUCAUCAACCAGUAGUAGAUGAACAAAAUAAUUCUGUAUUAAUGAAUGAACCUACAGGGUCUAGAGUGAGUGUUGCAACUACAGUUUCUACUUUCGAAAUGGAGAACGGAUCCAAAGAUGUUUUAACAAAAAACAAGUUACUGAAAAGACAAAACUCUUUGAAUAAAAGGAGAAUGAAGGCUUUAUUAGACAAAAACUGGAAGCAGUUCUACAGAAACAUCACGGGUAUUAUAUUCUUGAUGACAUUUCCAAUAAUUCAAGUAGGGAUAUUUAUGAGCGCAGUCGGGGGAGAUAUAAAAAGUAUACCGAUUGGGGUUGUUAAUGACGAAACGAUGACCAUUUCAUGUCCCGAUUUCUCUAUUAAUGGUAGUGCGACACCAACCGAUGAUGGAAGUUGUCAUUUUAGUAAUAUGAGUUGUCGUUUUUUGACGUAUCUCGAUCAUCCUAUGAUUCGAAAGGUAUAUUACGAUGAAUUGGAAAAGGCUAAAGACGCGGUUGUUCAUGGAAAGAUCGUCGGAGUUUUAUACAUGUCUUCGAAUUUCACACCGUUUUUAGAACAACGUAUCGAACAAGGGAAAGAUGUCGAGAACGAAACAUUAUCCUUAAGUGAAAUUAAAGUUUGGAUGGAUAUGUCAAAUAGACAAAUCGGAGCCACAUUAAAAUCAAAAUUAGUAGAUCUCUAUACCAAAUUCCAAAAUUCAGUAUUCGACGAUUGCAAUUUCACAGCAGGCUUCAGUGAUUUACCGGUGAAAAUAAAUUUCGUUUACGGCGAUUCCGAAGAACCGUAUACGGUAUUCAUGAUACCGGGGAGUCUCAUAACGAUAAUGUUUUUCAUGGGCGCCAUUAUGACUUCCCAGAUUAUCAUAACCGACAGACACGACGGCGUAUGGGAUAGAUCCAUUGUUGCCGGCGUUAGUUCUUUGGAAAUAACCAUAACUCACUUGAUAAUACAAGCUUCGAUUUGUAUUAUACAAACUGGUGAAUUGUUGUUCGUUGUUUUUUUGAUUUAUAGACAGGAAUAUUUCGGGAGUAUAUGGUUGAUAUAUUUCAUGGUGUAUUUGCAAGGGGUAUGCGGUAUGGCGUACGGUUUUUGGAUUUCUGUGAUAAGUACAGACCAUUCUAUGGCCAAUACGGUAUUAACGGGUAUAUUUCUCCCCAUGAUGAUGUUAAGCGGAUUGAUGUGGCCCACCGAAGGAAUGCCUCCGAGCUUGAGAAUCUUUUCUAGGUGCUUACCAUUCACCAUGUCUAUAGAAUCAUUGAGAAACGUAUCCAAAAGAGGAUGGUCUAUAGACAAUUUCCAAGUCAUUAACGGAAUGGGCGUGGGUUUACUAUGGACGAUAUUUUUUGGUAUUUUAAGUGUGUAUCUAAUUAAAAAAUCUCGUAAAACUAGCUAUUUCAAUGCCUAUACGGUAAAAAAGAACAUGCAGAAAGAAAAGGCUGUGUAUUUAAAAAAUGUUAACAAAUAUUACGGUUCUAAUUUGAUAUUGAGAAAUCUCAGUAUGAAAGUAGAAACAGGAACGAUAUAUGGUUUAUUAGGUCCAAGUGGUUGCGGUAAAACUACAUUACUAAAAGCUCUGGUGUGUACAAUGAAGAUAGAUUCUGGAGAAAUUCAAAUUUUCGGUUACAACAUUAACUAUAAUGCAUAUCCGGUUUAUAAAGUAGGAUAUAUGCCGCAGGAUAUUGCCUUAUGUGGAGAAUUCACAGUAAAAGAUGCAGUUUAUUAUUUUGGUAGACUCUUUGGAAUGGAGAAGGAAAUAAUAAUGGAAAGAUAUAAUGAUCUCCAUAAACUACUUGAUCUUCCACCACACGAUAGGUACCUGAGAAAUUGUAGUGGUGGAGAACAACGAAGAGUUUCUUUGGCAACAACCUUAGUGCAUAAACCUGCUUUAUUGAUACUGGACGAACCAACAGUAGGAUUAGAUCCAUUAAUAAGAGAGAGAAUCUGGCAACAUCUUUGUUAUUUGACCAGGAGAGAAAAUACAACGGUGUUAAUAACAACGCACUACGUUGAUGAAUGUCGAGAUGUUGAUAGAAUAGGGUUAUUAAGGGAUGGUAAACUACUAUCGGAAGAAUCGCCCUAUUGUUUGAUGAAUCGAGUACGAGCCACGACAAUAGAAGAAGCAUUUUUAAGUAUAGCCAAAUCGGAUACGCAAGAUACACUGCCCAAACUACCUGUAUCACAUAAAAUUAGUAAACACAAACGUAAUUUCAAGACACAAGAUACAAAAACGUUGAGAAGAAUAUGGUCUGUCGAUAGACACAGAUUUGGAGCUUUGUUAGAUAAAAACUGGAAGCAGUUUUAUAGAAACAUUACGGGCUUAUUUUUCCUACUAUCUCUUCCACUAUUCGAAAUAGGAGCGUUUUUAUCGUCAGUAGGUGGUGACGUUAAAAAUAUACCGAUUGGAAUUGUUAAUACUGAAAUCGCCGACUGUAGAAAUUAUACGAUGAACGCCACUACCGAACCUUACGAUUCGUUCAAAUGUCAUUUGUAUAAUAUGAGUUGUCGAUAUCUGUCACAUUUGGAAGAUCCAAUGCUACAAAAGAUUUAUUAUGAAGGUUUAUAUGACGCUAAGCAAGGGGUGAAAGAAGGAAGUAUAUCAGGAAUUGUGUAUAUGACUCAAAAUUUCUCACUCAAUUUUGAAAAGAGACUAGAAGGAAGGGAGAUCGAUUUGGAAACAUUGGAUCAAAGUCAAAUUAAAGUCUGGCUAGAUAUGUCGAAUUAUCAAAUAGCUCUUUCUCUAAAACAAAAACUCGUAGAAAAGUAUAAAGAUUUUCAAGAUUCCGUAUUGGAAGAUUGCGGAUUUGAUCUGAAGGUAUUUGAACAACCUCUGCGCAUAGAUCAUUUUUAUGGUGGUUCUAAUAAGAACGAACCUUUUUUAGUAUUCAUGAUGCCUGGGAUUUUGAUCACGAUACAAUUCUUUUUGGGGUCCGUAAUGACGUCCCAAACUAUAAUAACAGAUAGACACGAUGGUAUAUGGGACAGAUCUAUCGUUGCCGGUGUGACUUCCAUGGAAAUAACGUUGAGUCAUUUGUUUCUUCAAGCAAUCAUCGUAAUAUUUCAAACAUUAGAAAUGAUGAUUUGUGUUUUCGUUAUUUAUAAAAUGGAAUACAUCGGAAGUAUUGUAAUUGCAUUUCUUUUGGUUUUCUCGCAAGGUAUUUGCGGAAUGGCCUACGGUUUUUUCGUGUCAGUUAUAAGUAGGGAUCAUACUAUGGCGAAUGUUGUACUUAUGGGACUUUAUCUUCCUGUAAAUAUUUUAAGUGGUUGGAUGUGGCCCAUUGAAGGAAUGGUAAAUGGUUUACAAAUACUAGCGAGGUGCUUCCCUUUUGUAACCGCCAUAGACUCUCUUAGAAAUAUCCUAAAAAAAGGUUGGUCCUUGGGGAACUUUGCGGUACUUAAUGGUUUCCUGAUGGGAGCUUUAUGGACCUUUUUAUUUGGGGUCAUAAGUGUGUAUAUAAUAUCAAGAAAGCGAUAAAUUAUUCCUUGUAUAGAUUUUUUUAUG